UUUGCUCUCCUUCUAGUCGACCACUUUUCUCUUGACAAGUUCCUCUCUUUUCCUUUUCAAGACUUCUCCUUCUCCAACCCUCUUUUUCCCCCUUUCUGUUUCUGUUGCAGGCGGACCUUCCUACUUCGCACGGCCCUUUCCCCUGCAUUACCAGGCACUACCGAGUAGACCUGUCUUGGAGCUGGCUAGCUGCGCACGCACUUUCCCCAAGACGCUCUCUCCUUUUCCCACCCACGAAGCAUCGAUUCACAAGUCGACCAUCCUCCCAAGUUCCCACCAGGGGCCGCCCGCACAUACCGCACCCAAUCUCCAUAACAGCAGCCCCCUCCGCUCGCCGCCGUCCCGUCGCUCCCCCACACAUCCUUGGAAAAGACCGACCGUACUCAUUCCUUGGGUCAGCACUGUUGCAGUCUAAGCGACCAGACUUUGCCUCUUUCCUCUAUCCACCGCCAUCACCACCACCACCACCACCACCACCACCACACGGAGGAAGCUCAACGUCCCGCUGUUUGAUCAUCCGGCCAUCCUUGGGAGAAUCCUGUUGAUUGGUUUCGUUUUCGUUCGCACCACCACUGCAAGGAAUAAGAAGAAGGGAAACUGUGAGGCUUAAUUCACUUCAACCAUCACCAAUUGUUUCUUGUUCCGUCAUUCGACGGUCAGGUCUCCGGCAUUUAGGCCCGGCACGCACCCGACUUUCUCACCACGCACCCCGCAUAUUACCUCCUCCCCCACCGGCCGACCACGACGUCGCCCAACGGCUUACUCGAACAACAACCCCGUCGCGGCUGCUCCCGGCGUGCAUUGUCGACGACAACCCAAACCUGCGCACUCCCGCGUGGACGAUACAUUGUACAAGCAGGUCGGAAACGCCUUUCCCGUCAGUACCCUAGCUGGUUCUGGUUAUUUUUUCGCCCUUCUAUUACUACAUACACUGCCCUCGAGGCCGACAGUCGAAAGGUCUCGCACCUUGAUAUCAUUCGCUUGAGGCGCUUGGGUUGAAGCACAUACAUUGCAUCCUUCCACUGUAUCGCGGGCUGGUCUCGGAUCACGAAAACGCAAAGGACAAAGACACGAAGACGCAUACACACGAGAAAAGACGAUUUCUUACGAGUCGCUUUUCCCACCCAAAGAAACAUACAUAGAUAUACAGAGGCAGCGCCUCCCAUUCCCGCUUUCGCACCCCACGACAAUCGCUUCAUUUGGCGAUAGUCUUGCCUCGCCGCCCUUCUGCUCUCUUUGGGUCGCGUUGACGCCACCCACUGCACCAUCUAUAUCGCUCCUCGCUUGCGCCACAAGCAAGUGCAGAUCGAGACAUUGUCGUCGGUCCAUCGCAACAUAUAAUCACAGACUUUCCGUGAACUACGACGGCACUCGCCGCGACAUUCGAUUAUCAAGGAGGUUUUUAAGCUUGGAAUGUAUUCUUCGCAGCAUGCCAAUAUGGCUGCCGCUUCGCAAAAACCCGAGACUUUUAUGCUGAGCACUGAGGCCCAGCAAGCUCUUCCGCAUGAUGCCCAGGUAGCUCUGCAGCAGGUUGACAACCUCAAGUAUUUCCUCAUCUCCGCGCCCGUCGACUGGCAACCAGACCAAUACAUCCGGAGGUUCCUUCUACCCACCGGCGAGUAUGUGUCUUGUGUGCUAUGGAACAACCUCUUCCACAUCUCCGGUACCGACAUUGUGAGAUGUCUGUCUUUCCGAUUCCAGGCCUUCGGCCGUCCCGUGAAGAACUCAAAGAAGUUUGAGGAAGGUAUCUUCUCGGACUUGCGCAAUCUGAAGGCGGGAAGCGAUGCCUCCCUCGAGGAGCCAAAGAGCCCUUUCUUGGACUUCCUGUACAAGAAUAACUGCAUCCGAACGCAGAAGAAGCAAAAGGUGUUCUUCUGGUACAGCGUGCCCCACGACAGGCUCUUCCUUGAUGCGCUCGAGAGAGACCUCAAGAGAGAGAAGAUGGGCCAGGAAGCGACAACAGUUGCCGUUAGCGAGCCUGCCUUGUCCUUCCAGUACGAUUCUUCCCAGUCGCUCUUCGAGUCUCUCACCAAGGCCCAGCAGGCCAACUCGUCCUCUUUUCCGGCCCAGCAACUCGCCUUUCAGUCCCAGUCCACCUCGCCCAUCUUGCGCGCCGCCGAUUCAAUGCCUCCCCCUCAAAUGAUGCAGCCGAUGCCAUCGCAGAUGAUGCAGCCAAUGGGGCAGAACAUGGGACAGCAAAUGUCUCAAACCAUGUCCCAGUCAAUGGCCCCUUUGUCCGAUGGUCUGGAGGCCAUGGUCUCUUACGGAGCGAUGACCAUGGGACCCGCGAUGACCUGCCCUCAGCCAAUGGUCAAGCGGGAACCCGAUUAUGGUCGUGUUCAGUAUACCCAGAAUGGUGUGCCCAUCACGCAGGUACACCAGCGACACACUUCCAUGCCUGCGUAUGGCUUGGAGUGCUCGCCUGCCCCAUCGUUCGUCUCGUCGCAUUUUGAGGACUAUAGCCAGAGAGGACUCUCCUUUGAGCCCUUGACGCCUCCUCACCAGCAAAUGGGCGUCAUCGGCGAGCCCGCUUAUAUCGCCAAUGAGGAGACCGGUCUCUAUACUGCCAUUCCCGAUCACCUUAACGCUGGUGCCCUCAAUGGCAUGAUGCAGCUUCCGCCAUCCAACCUCGCGGCCCCAUCAUACCCCCGCUCGUACGCGUCUAGCAGCAUAUCUCAAGACCAUGCCAGAGGGUACUCUCCCAUGGCCGCCUACACAGUCAUCGAGGGGUCACCCACAUAUAAGCAGAGGAGGAGGCGCUCUUCCAUUCCCCCAUCAGUUCUGUCUGCCACGACAGCAAUUGCUGCGGGUACUCCUGGGGUGUACAAGCCCUCGGAUCUGCGGAGGUCCGUGUCUGCCUCUGUCGGUCCCGUGGCCGAGGGUGAUGAGUCUGCGGACAACUCUCCCCCUGGGUUGACGUACAGCAACCCUGCCAUCAACAUGGCCCGCCAGCAGCACCACGAGAUGCUCGAGCUUUCGAGGCACGGUACUCCCCUGUCCACUGUCGAGGGCAGCCCUGCGCUCAACCCCAUGAAUAUUUCCAUGGGUCAGAGCUACGGCCCCCUCAACGAUGACGAACUUGCUCCCAUGAGCGAGCGACAGAUGUCCCAGGGCCACCCCGGCGUAAUCCGUCGCGCGCGUUCUGCCACGGUUUCGGAGCUUGGUCCUUAUCCCCAGAAGUCGCACUCUUGCCCCAUUCCCUCAUGCGGUCGUGUCUUCAAGCGUUUGGAGCACCUUAAGAGACAUGUAAGGACACAUACACAAGAGAGACCUUACGUCUGCUCAUACUGCCAGAAGGCCUUCUCCCGAUCAGAUAACCUAGCACAGCACAAGCGUACACACGAUCGUGGCGACGGUUCUGAGGGUACUUCGAACCUCUCUGGAGAGGAGGAAGAGGAGUACUCUUCGCCAACAUCUGAGGGUGGCUACGUCCACGCCUCAGGAGCACCCAGCAAUGGCAACAGCUCAACACCCCAGUCAACCAUGUACAACAACCUCCAGACUUUGAGCAUGCCCAUGACAAUAAGCGAGCCUCAGCCGAUCAACACAGGCGAGAUGAUGCGAAACGAGCUAGAGUUUUAGGAUUUGAGCAGUUUUCUGGGCAAGAACUGACUAUGUAUGUGUGUUGUUUGUACAAUCAAAACCACCGGUGGUCAUGACGGAGCGUUUCAUGUUUGGCUUUGGUCUGUUUUUGUUAUAUAUCCGGAUGGGCUUGGGGGAUUAGGUCUGUCAACAUCACGGCUUAUGAGUCUGCCUUGUUUCAAUAAAGGCGUAAGACUAGAUUUUCUCAUUUAUUGCUUCUUGUUUCUCUGGUCGGAUGGCUAUCCAUGAUCAAAGUGGGAAGGGGGUCCUUUGCAGGUUCAGUAGAAAACCUCACAAAGACCUUGCAUUUGUUGUCAUUUUAUUAUUCCAACCUUUGUCUCAAUUGAGACUCUUCACUUUUUUUUGCUUUUACUUCCCUUUGUGUCAUGCCUCUUAGCCAUGAGAAACAUGACACUUGGAAACAUGAAUAUGAACGAACUUUUGUUGUCCGCAUA
This is a messenger RNA of Neurospora crassa OR74A, 4037 nucleotides long. RefSeq names its product transcription factor steA (gene pp-1). Gene Ontology annotation, cellular component: Ste12p-Dig1p-Dig2p complex; Tec1p-Ste12p-Dig1p complex; nucleus. The transcript has 4 exons. Bases 1414 to 3582 code for a protein of 722 amino acids. The record is from RefSeq and is a predicted model, not a curated record. Gene Ontology annotation, molecular function: DNA-binding transcription factor activity. Lineage: Eukaryota; Fungi; Ascomycota; Sordariomycetes; Sordariales; Sordariaceae. Gene Ontology annotation, biological process: sexual reproduction; regulation of DNA-templated transcription.